UUUGUUGGUGUUUUUGUUGUCUGUCUUCCCCGCGCCAGCAAUGUCCUCGCGUCCGGAGUGGGACGCGUUCCUGCUGGAGACCGGCUCCUCGGACGCACCGUCGCCGUCCUGGUCCUUUGAGUUGCAUCCCUCAUGGCCGCCCGCGCCGUCCGCCGGCGCCGUCCUGGCCGUGGUCACCCUGCUGGCGCCUGCCGCCCUGUGGCUGGCGCUCACCCACCUGCGGCAGCGGGCCGAGGCCAGCCUGAGAACCAUGAGGAGGUUCCUGGCCAGCGCCAAGGACCGCAUGUCGGACGUGCAGUACGACCCCCGGUUCAGGCAGUGCCUCCGCGCACUCCGAGCCAACGACAAGAAGUUCGCCGAGCUGCUGAGGGCGUGCGACCGAGUGCCGGGGCAGCGGCCGUGCAAGCGCAUGUGCAAGCAGACUUUGGGGUGCGGCUCGGGCGACGACAUCGGCACGGAGGACUCGGACCUGACGCUGCUCCUGUCGGACGAGGAGGCCGCAGCGGCGGAGGUGGGCGCCGAGGAGGCGGCCGCGGCCGCGGGGCUCGGGGCGGCGCAGCGGCGCAUCGCGGACGAGCAGGGGUCGUGGUACGCGGCCGCGGCGCACGGCAUGUGCCUGCAGGGCGUGGAGGACUCGUCGGACGACGAGCAGGCCCAGCAGCAGCAACAGCAGCAGCAGCGCGCCGUGGCCCGCGACGAGCACCUCUGGCGGCAGCUCUACGCCGAGGAGCGGCGCCGGCGCCGGCCGCGGUGAAGGCCCGCCAUGAGAGACUGCGAGUCGCGGCCGUGUUGUUUUUAUUUUUCCCGACUGAAUAAAGUAUAGCGAGCCCUGAUGGCGAUGGCCCUGCCCCGCAUCUGUUCCCCUCCGGCUGAUCGCAUCUGAGAGCGGCCUGAGCCCGCCUCGCGUUCAUGAACUCUCUCCUCCAGCUCAUCACGGAGCUCAUCGC
Molecule: messenger RNA, 947 nt
Organism: Frankliniella occidentalis (western flower thrips)
Lineage: Eukaryota; Metazoa; Arthropoda; Insecta; Thysanoptera; Thripidae
Exons: 3
Coding region: 41-754 (237 amino acids)
Source: RefSeq, a predicted model, not a curated record